Molecule: messenger RNA, 2349 nt
Organism: Coccinella septempunctata (seven-spotted ladybird)
Lineage: Eukaryota; Metazoa; Arthropoda; Insecta; Coleoptera; Coccinellidae
Gene: jub
Product: LIM domain-containing protein jub
Exons: 5
Coding region: 123-1880 (585 amino acids)
Biological process (GO): response to hypoxia; positive regulation of miRNA-mediated gene silencing; regulation of DNA-templated transcription
Cellular component (GO): nucleus; P-body; transcription regulator complex
Molecular function (GO): transcription corepressor activity
Source: RefSeq, a predicted model, not a curated record
GGAUCUUCACUGACAUUUGUUGACGUCUUGUGACUUUUUUCAUUUGACUUCGAUGUCUGAGUUUUGAAAUACAGGCGAGGAAAAAAGUUUUUAUCAAUUUUUAGUCCUCACGUCAACUCGAAAUGGAUUCCUUAGAACAUAAGCUGCAGCAUAUGAACCUUUCCGCCCAAGGAGAUGUAGAUCGCCGAUAUAAUCGCUUGACGAAUUCUGAUCAAGGAUCUCCAUUCCAUCAGAAACAGAAAUCGGUAGGAAACACCGAAAGAUUUAUGAGAGACUAUGGUGAAAAUUCAGCCAAAGAUUAUGCCAUGUAUGAAAGAAGUAAUAUAAUCGCAAGCUCAAAAUAUGCCACUCCCAAACAGUUAGAAACAUUAGUUAACCCUCAUAGAAUUCCAGAAGAAAAUGAUGUUUAUGUGCAGUGUGGAAAGCCACAACCACAAGUUUCUAUAAUAACAAGUCCUACAAGGGCAAUGAAUGCGACUAUUCAUUCUAAUGAUACUGAAUUAAGUAAGCAAUCAACAGGGGUUUAUGAAAAUGUAGAAUAUUAUGGAUCUCGAGGUAGUUCAGUGUAUUACCAACAAAAUCCUAACAUUAAUGAUGCUUAUCCUAAAGCAAGUCCUCAAGUGGCUACAGGAAACAGGGGGACUUUACCAAUAGAUGGUGAAGCGCCUCCUCUAUAUGAAAAUUUACAUUCAUAUGCAAAGAAAUCGGUGGGUGCUACCCCAGGGCCACAGGUUCCUAUAAAUAAUCAGAGACCCAGAUUUACACCAGUAGAACUUGAAGAAAUAAAUAGUGGGGAUUAUGUUUGUAUGACUGGAAGCGGUAAUACAUCCCACACUUUAAGUACAAAUACUCCAUUCCAAACAACAUCUGCCAAAACCUAUGAUAGAUCUCCUGCAACUGGUAUUGCAUUAACACCAACACCUAAACCUGCUCCAAAAAAACCUCCAUCUUCUAAGCCAUUAGAAGAAAAAUCACGAGCAAGUCCCGUUCCAAGUCCAACACCUAGCAAUAGCAGUACUAUGAGUGGAAAAUUGAAAAUAAGUGGUAAAACACUACUACCUUAUAGUGUUACCCCACCAAGGCCGAGGGGCCCUACUGAUGCAGAAAGGAAAAUUGAAGAAAUGACAAGGCAAAUAGAGGAAGAAAUGGAAAAGCAUGAAGAGGAAGGGGAGUACUUUGGUAUAUGCCACACAUGUGGUGAUAAAGUGACUGGAGCAGGCCAAGCAUGCCAAGCCAUGGGUAAUCUUUAUCAUACCAAUUGUUUCAUAUGUUGCUCUUGCGGUCGAGCCCUAAGGGGCAAGGCCUUUUAUAAUGUUCAUGGUCGAGUUUACUGUGAAGAAGAUUACCUGGUAAGCUUUGGUGAAAUAAACGAAGAAGAAAAUAUGACUAACGAACCGAAAUUUUUGCAGUAUUCAGGAUUUCAGCAAACUGCAGAAAAGUGCGCCAUUUGUGGCCACUUAAUAAUGGAAAUGAUUCUUCAAGCGAUGGGAAAAUCCUAUCAUCCUGGCUGCUUCAGAUGUUGCAUCUGUAAUGAGUGUUUGGAUGGUGUGCCAUUCACCGUGGAUGUUGAUAAUAAGAUUUACUGUGUGAAUGAUUAUCACAGGAUGUUUGCUCCAAAAUGUGCAGCAUGUGGAAAGGGUAUCACUCCAGUGGAAGGAACAGAAGAAACUGUUCGAGUAGUUUCAAUGGAUAAAGAUUUUCACGUUGAUUGUUAUGUUUGUGAGGAAUGCGGCAUGCAAUUAACAGAUGAGCCAGACAAGAGAUGCUACCCUCUUGGCGAUCGAUUAUUGUGCAGGAAUUGUCAUGUUCGAAGGCUGCAACAUACUCCAACACCAAGACAGCUUCAUCCUGUUUCAGCAUCAUAUCAAUAUACCGGUUAGUUUUUUCCAAUGUUUAUUCUAUGUAAUUCUAAAUUUAAGUUUGUGUUGCCCAGUUAAGCCUAUAUGAUUUUCAAAUGUUUGGAUUUUAUUAUUUUAUUCCUGACACUAGCUCCAUUUUUAUUUUAGUGUGUAGGGGAAAUCAUUAUUCAGUGCAUUAUUUUUGUGAUCUGAGUACAAUGUGCAGUGUUGUGAUUUUGUAAACAUUUACAUAUUAGUUUUAUCAUUGAGUUCUCGAAUCUAAAAUUGAUUCUAUCGGAAUAGAGAACACAUGAUAUCCUAAACUCGCUAUUUAUUAUCUCUGCUCAAAGCUAUAGCAAUGUCAAUAGACAUUGGAACUACAGCAGCUUAUCAUUCCUUGGUAGCUCUGAAAUAGGCAGACCUAAAAACAAUAAUUAAUUUUUGUGUAAAUGCUACUGCAGUAAAACCAUCACAAUUAGAGAAGAUUUUUCAUAAGAGUUUUCAUUUUGUA